Molecule: messenger RNA, 890 nt
Organism: Linum tenue
Lineage: Eukaryota; Viridiplantae; Streptophyta; Magnoliopsida; Malpighiales; Linaceae
Source: the annotation of a GenBank genome assembly
GACGGAAUUACCCUUCCUUUGUUUGUUGCAUAAUUAAACGCAAUAGCUUCGAGCGGGGGAAAAGGGCGGUGAGAUUUUGAGUGAAAAUUAGGGUUUAGAUAGAAGAGGAAGAGAAAGGAUCGCAAGAGAAGAAACAGCAAGAGGAGAAGAAGCACCAGCGAAAUCGGAGGGAUGAGCAGAAGCUUGGGCAUACCGGUCAAGCUACUCCACGAGGCCUCCGGCCACAUCGUGACGGUUGAGCUGAAAAGCGGCGAGCUUUACAGAGGGAGCAUGGUGGAGUGCGAAGACAACUGGAAUUGCCAGCUCGAGAGUAUUACUUACACCGCUAAGGAUGGCAAGGUUUCACAGCUUGAGCAUGUUUUCAUCAGAGGCAGCAAAGUCAGGUUUAUGGUCAUACCAGAUAUGCUAAAGAAUGCUCCUAUGUUCAAGCGUCUAGAUGCCAGAAUCAAGGGAAAGAGUGCAUCACUUGGAGUCGGAAGAGGAAGAUCUGUCGCCAUGCGAGCUAAAGCUCAGGCUGCUGCUGGUGGCCGUGGAGGACCUGGGAGGGGCGUUGUACCGCCUGUUAGGAGAUAAGUCGGUCUUCCUCAUGGAUAAUUUUCAGUGCUUAUUCGCUGUUCUCACGACGGUUCACUUGCGAGCUUCUUCCCUGAAUUCACGAGGCUGAGAUUCUUGAGGGAACAAUAGGAUUGUGGUACCCCUAGAAACUUGAUGUAAAAGCUUUUGUACGGCUCUUGUUGAGGGCACUUGGUAUGACUUUCCUGAUGUGUGGAAUGCAAAAAAAAAAUUCUCUGAUUCCGUAUGUUCUUUCUUAUCGUAUAUUAGGCUGCUGUAUGGCGUUACUCUGAAUUCGGAACUCCAGUGACAUAAGAAAAUGAACACUUAAUUACGGG